Babesia bigemina is the source of this 3636-nucleotide messenger RNA. RefSeq names its product DNA repair endonuclease, putative. The coding region runs from base 1 to 3636 and encodes 1211 amino acids. NCBI's taxonomy places the organism in Eukaryota, Apicomplexa, Aconoidasida, Piroplasmida, Babesiidae. Gene Ontology annotation, biological process: nucleotide-excision repair involved in interstrand cross-link repair; double-strand break repair via homologous recombination; resolution of meiotic recombination intermediates. Gene Ontology annotation, cellular component: nucleotide-excision repair factor 1 complex. The record is from RefSeq and is a predicted model, not a curated record. Gene Ontology annotation, molecular function: damaged DNA binding; single-stranded DNA endonuclease activity; single-stranded DNA binding. The transcript has 3 exons.
AUGCAGCCGCUGCCGUUUGAGAAGGCGAUCCUGCGCAGAUUCGUGCCGACGUGGCAGGAGCUGGUAUGCCAACACAUCGUCCAGGGCGUGCUGACGCGCGCCGACUUGUGUAUCGAGAAAUGCCGUAAGCGACGCGCGAAGUUGGCGGGGCACCGCAAAGGUGUCACCAACGCCCUGCUCAUCCUCUCGCCGGGCACCGACUGCAGCAGGCUGCUCUUCUACCUGCUGCUGUACGUCCUCAACCCGCUCCACGUCUACGACAGCGAUGCGUACGAGUGCCGCGUGGAGGUCUCGUCCGACCUUCCACGCCGGGCGCCCCAGCUGUGCCUCCAAAACGCCGAGUUGGCGCUGCGCUCCCGGAAGGUGUACCACGGCAUCUUCGAUCUGGCCUCGGGCGACGGCUGUGACUCCGCUGACGCCAAGGGGGCGAUACUGCCGCAUGUGUUCCACAACCUGAAGCUGCGGAGUGCCGUUGAGGUCGGCAACAGGCUCAUCCUGGUGCUGGGCCUCGGGCACCAGGAGGCGGUGUCGACGGCGAGGCACUUCGCACACCUCGUCAGGGGGCUCUGCCACAGCAGCUCGGAAACUCCGGACAACACGUGCGUGAAAAUCCCGCAGCCGAGGUUCAUCGACGGCUCCGUGGUCGCCCAAGAGAGGGAGAAGAUGUACAUCGAGGGCGGCAUCUUCGGGCUGCCGCCGCGCAUCCUCCUGGUGGACCUGCUGACUGCGAAGCUGGCGCCUGAGCUCGUCAGCGGGAUCGUCAUCGUGAACGCGCACCGCAUGAUGCAGGACUACAACAUACCGUUUUUGAUAAAGCUGCUGAGGACGAGGAACCGGGUGGCCUUCAUCAAGGCCGUGACCGACAACGUGGUGUCCGUGCGCGAGGGCAGGAAGCUGAGCUUCAUCCUGAAGUCGCUCUUCACCGCCGACUGCUUCAUCUUCCCGAGGUGCAGCAGCUGCUACGACCGGGUGCUCAACGACCCCAGCGUGCAGCCGGAGACGUUCGAGAUCAGCAUGCCCCUCAGCGACGGCGCGAAGCAGAUCCACCAGGCGAUCGUGCAGGUGCUGCAGCGCCUGGUGGCGGACAUGCAGCGUCAGGGCUCGCAGGAACUGCAGAAGCUGGACAUGAACACCAUCAUGUACACCAACAACGUGAAGGCGCUGCUGGUGAACGCGCUCCAGCGGGCGCACAUCCCCAACGAGUACCACCUCAAGCGCACGAUGAUGAGCGUCACCAACCUCCGCAUGCUGCUGGACCAGCUGAUCAACAUGGACGCGCUCAGCUUUUUGAAUUUCGCGGAGGACAUGAAGGCGGCGGAGAGCGAGUCGCAUUGGCUGUGGACCCCCCUGGGCGCCACCAUAUACCGACUCGCCACCGCGCGUGUCUACGAGGCCAGCAACGACACCGGCGCCGGGCUGAAGGUCAACAUGGAGCUGGACCAGAAGGGUGAGUGCAUACGCCGGAUCCUCGGCGACAAGUACGUGGGGUGCAAGGAGCUGGGCGAGCUGCUGCGCACUGCCAUGAACUGGCACUCCUCCAACCGGCCGUUCAGGGGGCCGUCAAGGUACAGGAUCACGCCACCGCGAGUGAACCUGUCCCUCCACCGGCGGCGGCGUGGCCUGUGUCGGCGCGAGGCGAGGCACCUGAGGCGAAUAUGCCGUUUCUUCGAAUGCGGCGGCGUGAUCUCCAGGAGGGCUAUCGUGGUCACCGAUAACAACUUCCUGCAGUCGCACCUCACGUCGAGCCUGACAAUGUCCCUGAAAAUGUACAACGAGCAAAAGUUCAUGGUAUACGCCGCGAGACGCGCCGACCGGUUCGAAUACGCCGAGCAAGACGAGCGGAAGUUCUCCGGCUACGCGCAGGCGCACUUCCACCGCAGCAUGGUGAACAGCCGGAAGGAGACCGACAAGCUGCUGCAUCGGUUUGUGGUGUGGUCGAAGUACAACGAAAUCUACCAAGCGCACAAGGACCGCGCAGGUGAAGGCAGCCCAGCCAAUAAAAAGGGCGGAAUCGAAGACUCCGGUGACUAUGCUGAAGGCGAGUGCACGAUGGAUGCUACCGACACCUAUGAAGGAAUGGAGGAGGCUACUGACGAUUUCGCGUCAGCGGAUGUCGAAUUCGACAACCCGAUCACCGUGGAUGCUGCUGAUAUGGGUUCCUCCGCGGAAAGCGCUGACUCCGAUUCAGACAUGAGGGCUGGGCCAAAGCCGUCCAGCGGCUUCACCAUCCCCGCGGCGGAGAACCUCUGCAUGCUGACCAUCAACAUCAGCAAAAUGCUGAACUGCAAGGCCAGGGUCGUGAACGUAUCGCAAUCGCUAACCAGGAGUGAACAGCUCAAGGGCAUAAUGGAGCGGAAGCUGCAGGCUGACGAGGCCGACGAGCCCGUGCCACUCAACUGCUCGCACCAGGAGUUCCUGUACGUGCUACAACGGCUCAACCCCACCGUCGUGGUGGUUUGCCGCCCCAACAUAAAGGUGUUUCGCGUGAUCGAGCAGCACUGUGCGCUCAUGGCCGCUGCGGGGCAGCGGGUGUGCCUCAGGGUCCACGUGCUGUCGUACCGCGACUGCAUCGAGUCGCACAAGUUCGCGCGCGACCUCAAGCACGAGCUGGGCUGCUGGAAGGACAUACAGCAGGAGCUGAAAACUCUGCAGGUGACCUUCGAUGAGAGUGUGCUGCUCAGCAACGUGAACGGGCCCCCGCAGCUGGCGGUGCCAGAGAAGCUCGCAGUAUCGCAGUCACCGGUGACCACACCGUCGCCGCUGAACACGCCCGAAAAGGCACAGGCGCUGGUGCCAGUAACAGCCCAGGCCACUGGGGGAGUGGACAACAGCGACGCCACGAAGCUCGCGAUCGCAACAACGCAGACCUCCGCCCUACUCGCGGAUAUGCUGCAACCUCCAAUACAAAACGCCAGACCGGCUGCGCAGGUGGUGAUCGACAUGCGCGAGUUCAACAGCAAGCUGCCGUUCCACCUGUACUACAAAGGGGUGCAACUGCAGCCGAUGAUGUUGGAGAUGGGCGACUACCUGCUCACGAGGGACAUUUGCGUCGAACGCAAAAGCCUCAGCGACCUCGUCACCUCCCUGGGGUCGGGGAGGCUUGCGCAACAGGCCGAGGAGCUGUGCAGCGUAUACGACUUGCCGUUCCUCCUGCUGGAGUUCGACGAUGCCGAGUCGUUCCACCUCUCUCCCUGCAACGAUCAGUCCACGGGAAUCAACUACAUAUACUCCAAGCUGUGCAUACUGUGCUGCAACUACCCCAAGCUCAGGCUCAUCUGGAGCCAGAGCCCGGAGAGUUCCGCCGCCAUCUUCGUUGCCCUGAAAAGGGGCCGCGGAGAACCCGAUGCCGCGGCAAACAGCAUGCUGAUAUCGCAGGCGCGUUGUGGGACCAAGGGGGGUGAUGGAUCGGGCCAGGCCAUCGUCGAACGCCGGAGACCGGAAGACGUCAACAACAGGGACGCGCUCCGCAUCCUCCGCAAGAUACCCGGCGUCACCAGCUACAAUGUCUCCGAGAUCCUGUCGAGGGUGACGUCACUGAGGCACCUCAGCGAGAUGGAGGAGGCGGACCUGUGCCAGUUCCUUCCAGAGGCCAACGCCCACGCCAUAUACAACUUCUUCAACCAAAGACUCAGGUGA